AAAACACAUCAGCAGGAAAAAGACAGCGUACGUGUACGUCAUGACGUUGCGCAGUCGACUGAAACGUCAUAGUGCGGAAGUAGUGCUGGCUUUGAACAGUGUGGUCAGUUUGCCUGAAGAGAGGUCAGUAACGGAACAUGAACUGCUAAUAAACAAACUGUGUUUUUGCUGUAAAUUCUCGCGCAGCGCGAGCUCAUCUUAAUUCUCCGCGUGAUGCUGACGGAGUGUGAAGAGACGUGAGUGACGCAGCUCUGCUAGCUUAGCGGCUAACAGUAAGUAGCAUGGCGGAGGCUGGAGCCCAUCUGACCUCCACAGCUGCCAAUGAGCAGCCGUCCAUCUUUGAGGUCCUGGCUCAGGAGUCUCUGAUGGAGGCGGUCAGACCUGCGCUGAGACAUGCCAUCAAGGUUCUGGCUGAAUCCAACCCAUCCCGCUUUGGCUUCCUGUGGAGAAGUUUUGAUGAGCUUUACCUGCUGCUGGACCUCCUCCUCCAGAACCACUUCCUAUUUCACUGCAGCGCCUCCUUCUCUGAGAAUUUCUAUGGCCUGAAAAGAGUUCCAGGCGGGCUACGGCUUCCUGUUAGCCUGGGGCUGCGCAGGACGUCCCGCUGGCGCUCCCUUGUCCUCCUGUGCCUGGUGCCAUACCUUCGGGCCAAACUGGAGGCAACGCUGGCGCGGCAGAGGGACGAGGAAGAUUUCUCCAUCAAGCUGGCUCAGACCAGGAGCCAGAGGCUGUACCGGGCAACGGUGGCAGCGUACCCCUACGUCAGCUCCGCCUGGCAGGCCUGGAUCUUCUGCCAGCAGCUGCUUUUUGUCUUUGGUGUCACCAGGACUCACAGUCCGCUGCUGUGGCUCGCCAAUGUCAGACUGGCUCGACUUAAUGCCCAAGAUAUCCGAGACAUGGAGCGAAAAAGCAGCAUCAAUAACAACCCAGCUGACGGGAGCCCUCUGCAGCGAGCGUGGAGUCUGAUGUCCCAAGCGGCGAGGGGCGUGGCCGUCUCCUUGUCCACCUCCCUCUCUCUGGGCGUCUUCUUCCUGCAGUUCCUGGAGUGGUGGUACUCGUCGGACAACCAAAGCACGGUGAAAACCCUCACCUCCCUGCCCGCCCCUCCACCCCCCCUCCACCUGCAGCAGGACCACGGCACGGACGCUCGGCCGGGCGCCGACAGCAGGAGCUGCCCACUGUGUCGCCGGCUGCGUACCAACGCCACGGUGCUGUCCACCUCCGGUUUCGUCUUCUGUUACCGCUGCAUCUUCACGUAUGUCAAAGCCAACCGCUGCUGCCCCGUCAUCGGCUACCCAUCUGAGCUGCAGCACCUGGUCAAGAUCUACGAGCCGGACAGCUAAAGCUCCUCCAUCAGGAGGAAACGGUGGCCUUGAUCUCAGCGAAUGUCCUCUGCUGUCUGGUGAUGACGGCUGUUUGGAAUACUGUGUAUUUAAAGAUGGACGCUGAAGAUUUUUAUAACUUUGUUUUUACUGCGAAAUUCAGCUUUAAUAUGAUCUGAUUCAGAUGUUAGAUUGUUUUUAAUAUUGAGUCAAACUAUUUGAAAAUUCAGUAAUAAAUUGUUUUCUUGGU
Messenger RNA from Melanotaenia boesemani (Boeseman's rainbowfish), 1572 nucleotides. RefSeq names its product peroxisomal biogenesis factor 12 (gene pex12). The transcript has 4 exons. Gene Ontology annotation, cellular component: peroxisomal membrane; peroxisomal importomer complex. Gene Ontology annotation, molecular function: protein binding; zinc ion binding; ubiquitin-protein transferase activity. Gene Ontology annotation, biological process: protein import into peroxisome matrix; protein monoubiquitination. The record is from RefSeq and is a predicted model, not a curated record. The coding region runs from base 282 to 1343 and encodes 353 amino acids. Lineage: Eukaryota; Metazoa; Chordata; Actinopteri; Atheriniformes; Melanotaeniidae.